Messenger RNA from Lytechinus variegatus (green sea urchin), 5169 nucleotides. Its product is annotated as antiviral innate immune response receptor RIG-I-like. The record is from RefSeq and is a predicted model, not a curated record. NCBI's taxonomy places the organism in Eukaryota, Metazoa, Echinodermata, Echinoidea, Temnopleuroida, Toxopneustidae. Gene Ontology annotation, cellular component: cytoplasm. The transcript has 15 exons. Bases 724 to 3888 code for a protein of 1054 amino acids. Gene Ontology annotation, molecular function: hydrolase activity; zinc ion binding; double-stranded RNA binding.
UCCUGCCUGCAUACAACGCAAGCGAAAGCUAAUGACUUAAAAACGAAGAUGAAAAGGAGUCUCCAUCAACUUCAUGCAUAACUGCACAUAUAUCGCGGGCUUUUCGCGGCCACGAUUGAAUUCUGACUCGAGCCUGGACUCCUCUUUAUCCAAUUGCAGCUUUGCUUUGGAUGUUGGUUGGAAUUUAUUAAACACAGUGUUUUGUGUAAGAACAACUUCAGCCAGGAUAGAAAUUUUGUGGUUCGAGGUUUUGAGCCGUCUACGACUACGUACGGUACAUCCCCGUGGUUGGCGUUGCAGGUCAGAGCCAGAGGCCGAAAUCCAACUUCAAACGAGGGUCUUCGGAUCUGUGCAGCCAGAGACUCGCCACCAGCGCUGCAUACUGCUGGUCCUACUGUCGCCUAGGCCUAGCUAGGGCUAGGCGGGCUCUGGAUCACUUAUCAGGCAGGGACAAAAAUUCAGUCAAUAAUGAACAGAAAAAAGAAUGGGACACACCUAUCAUGAGGCCAUGAGAUAGGCAGUGACUGGACUCUGGAGGAAAAUUUUCUAGCUAGUUUACAUUACAAUAAUUAUUAAACACUCUGGAGUCUGGACAUACCCUGGCCUGGGCCUGGCUAGUAGUAUUUCCAAGACCACACUGCUCUUAAACACAACUCAGCGGAACAGAAUUCCUGAGAAGUUGCAUUUAUUUUCACAAGUUGUUGAGAAAUAUUUACAAAGACAAUGGCAUCAUCAGUAACUCCAGAGUGCUCUGGCUCUACUACUAAAGACCCACCAAGUAUCGAGAUGCUAACACAUGUAUUUCGAGAGUUACUUGUGCUGUAUCUAGAUCCGCAAUGUGCCUAUGAUUCCCUUAGAUUUCUUUUGGGUGCUAAAUCUUCCAUGAUCUUUGAUGCAAUCAAAAGAGGCAGACAAGAAGGAGUGAGAGAGCUGCUACAUGCGAUUGAUAACAUGGAAGAUAAGAGAGGAGUUGCUAAGAAAUUCAUGGAUUCACUUAAGAAGUCAGGAAAUAGGUUCCUAUAUGAUGUUAUCUAUGGGGUAAAGAAACUGGAUGAUAGCUGGGAAUUGAAAAAUCUCCUCUUGGGUACAGAAGAAGAUUUGAUAGAGGUCCCACCGCUGGAACUCUUGCCCCAUUUAACCAGCUUUGAAAACCAUGAAAAGGAGGCCAUUAGGACAACUGCAAAUACUCACCCACCAAGAACCACCUGGAGUGAGUUGUGUUUGCGUCUCCAAGCCAAACCAUCAGAAGUUAUGGAAGAGCUUAUCAAUGGACUUCGAGAAAUAAACUAUCCCUUGUUGGCCCAAAGUUUGGAGGAUGCAUACAGGGGUACAGGAAAAGAUAGUCGUGGAGACCCAGAUGGCCAUGAUAAUGACGAUGAUGAUAGCGGAGGACCGGCUAAAGAUCCCAAGAACAAGGAAAGGCCCAGUAAUGACAAACAUGGUCCUGAUGAUGACAAGCCUGACAGCGGAGAUAAACCAGAUUCCAGUGGUGCUGGUCCUGCUGAUGAUGGACCUGGUGGACAAAGAAUGUCUAAUGGUGAAAGACAGUCUGGCGAUGAAGCGAAUGCUGAUAGUGUGUCACCUAUGCUAGGGCUACUGCAACUGUCAGAUGCACCCGGACCUGCCACUCCUUCCAGCACUGCCACUGAUUAUUCUAUUCCAUUGUUUUCAGUCACAGAGAGUAAUAUAGCCCGCAGUACCCCCAUGACCCUAGAGAGUCUACAUCUCCAUGACUACCAGGAAGAGUUGGCAGAACACUCCCUCAAAGGCAAGAACUCAGUCAUUGUAGCUCCUACGGGAUCUGGAAAGACUCGGGUGGCCAUCGCCAUUGCAAUGAACGCUUUGAUGGAGCAGAAUGGAGCUAGCCAGGCACCGAACAAAGUUGUCUUUAUUGUGAAUAAGGUUGCCCUGGUAGAGCAGCAGAAGAAAGCCUUUCAGGAGUUCAUCCCCGAGGUCGACGGCAUCAGCGGAGACAUGUCCUCUCAGGUUCCCUUGGUGCAUCAGUUGGAGCAGGCUGAUGUCGUCGUUCUGACAUCACAGAUACUCCUCAACGCCCUCCAGGAUGGGAGCUUCUCUCUUUCCUCCCUGCGCCUUAUUAUCCUAGAUGAAUGCCACAACACCCAGAAAGAAAAUCCUUACAACUCCAUCAUGGCCUUUUACAGAGACCUGAAAAAAAGAAAUCAACUGCCUUUACCGCAGGUUGUGGGUCUCACUGCAUCGCUGGGUGUGAAGAAGGCCAAGAGGCAGAGGGAUGCCGUCAAGCAUGUCCUCAAACUCUGCGCCAAUCUCGACGCGGAUGAGAUCUCAACGGUGGUCAGAUACAGAGACAGCCUCAAGAGGAGCUACCACACCCCAAAAGAAGAAACAAUAGGAGUAGAGGGGAGAGAUGACAAAGACCCAUUCAAGAUUGAACUAGGCCGUGUAAUGGAGCCAAUCGAACAGACUAUAGUCUCAAUACUUGAUAAGAUAUCAGCGGAGGGAGGAAUAACUGGUAAAAAGAUCCUGGAAUGUCGGCAAGAAAUGACAGAAAUGUCAUCUUUUCGAGGCACUCAACAAUAUGAAGGGGUGACCACAAAGUUACUACAGUUCCUCUCUGUUGAAGUGAAUGACUCCCAAAUAGCCAGGGUUCUUCAAGAUUGUGCUAAUUUUCUAAAGGUAUACAACGAAUCGCUGUACAUCAAUAGAGACGCCAGGACAGUGGACGCUCUGAAUCAUAUAAAAUCCUUUACACAGAAUCUGAUCGACAUGAAACAAAACACAGAGGAUUCGGUGGACAGACUGAUCAAACUCUUUGAAAAAAUCAAACCUAAGAUUAAGGAGAUAUGUCAUGGACCAAGCAACGAGAAUCCAGUGCUGAAGUGUUUGGAGAAGAUCCUAAUUCAAGAAUACAAAGAGAAGGAAGAGACCUUGGCCAUCCUGUUCACCAAUACCAGGGACUCCACAAGAGCGCUACAAGCCUGGAUCCAGGAAACACCAUCUCUGGCAUCCGUCAAUCCUGGCACUCUCAUCGGGACGGGUGGUAGUACUGGUAUGACUCAAACCCAACAAGAGCAGUUACUUGCCAUGUUCAAGGAGAAGAAACACAAGCUCGUCAUCUCGACCUCAGUAGCAGAAGAGGGUCUGGAUAUCCAGAUGUGCAACCUAGUGGUCAGAUACAACUACGUCAGAGACGACAUAGCCAGAGUCCAAGCGAGGGGAAGAAGCAGAGCGGAGGGCGGGAAGUUCUACCUUGUGUUCAACAAACGCCUUCGCAAGCUGGCUGAAAGAGAGAAAAUGAACAGGAUUCGUGAGCGGAUGAUGGAGGAAGCUACAGAGACUGUCUGUGGGAUGAUCAAAGAUAACAAACAGGAGUACCUGGAUAAUAUUGCUGAACUCCAGAGGCAAGAUGCCAGCGAGCGAUCCCUGCAGAGGACUGGUCGCCUAGCAGCCGAAAAGAAGAAAUCUAACCGGAAAGUCCACAAGGAAGUCAAGCUGCUCUGCAAACACUGCCGGGAAUUCAUUUGCUACACGGAGGACAUCAGGUCCAUCAACGGACAGCACCACAUCGUCAUCAAGGAAAGCUUCAGGGAACGCAUCAUAACGGAGAGGUUCCACGAAGACCAAACCCUCUACGGGGACGUUAAGGUGUCCCAGGAGGUUCAGUGCAAACGGUGCAAGCAGCAGUUGGGGUACAUGAUGAUCUUCCGAGAGCAUGAACUGCCGCUGCUCUCCAUCAGGUACCUGGUCAUCGAGGUGCGCGAAGGCAUCAGGGUUCACAAGAAGAAAUGGAGCGACACGACCUCCCUCUUCACCAUCAAGGAUAUCGAUCUGGAAGAUCUGGCGAGGAGACUGGAAGGCUGCGUGGAAGAUGAAGAAUCCGAAGACGGAACAAUCGAGAAAGAGCAAUAGUUCUACAAAACUGAUUGUAGUAAGUAGUAAUUAGUUGUUUUUCUUCAUAUUUGUACCAGGAAAGCUUAUUCAUAACAGUAAUAUCAACAAGAUAUCUACCAGUGCCAAUGAUGCAACGAGAACAGCAAAAUUCUAAGGAAAUAUCAAUAUCAAAAGAAUAGUCAAUCCUUUCUAAAUUAAGUCACUAUGCAAAGAGUCGUUUGAGUGCAAAACGUGAUGAUAAGGACAAAAUAUGAUCAUUGUUAUUAAAUCUGUGGUAUCAAUCUAUGCUUUUUCAAAUCUUGCCUUUGAACUUUCUUAUAGUCAUGCGCUUGACCUGUUGCUUAAAGCAGAUAAGUGGACCAGUGUGCAGUAGCAGCUGUGUCAUGUAAAUUCUUAAACUAUGGUACUUUGAAAUCCAAUAUGGUUCUUUGCUAUUAUUAACUUGCAAUAAUAGAAACUCAUUUACUUCAUAGUAAUGUGACUUUGUGGUAUUUACAGACAUUGCUCAUCUACAUAUAUCCACAAUCCUUUCAUAUCAAAUAAGGUAUGAAAGUAAAGAAGAAAAAUUGAAUUUCAGGAUGAUGUAAAUAAUUCCCCUCUGUUGAAAAAAAUAACUUGCCAUCCUGUUUUCCUUACUUAUAUUUUCUGAAUAUGUUUACAUAAAAUGCUAUCACUUCAAAAAGUUCGGAUGAGAUGAAACUGAAUGUUUAAUCGUGUUAUAUCCAGAUUGUCUUAUAUUCAGUUUAUCUGAACAAUAUCCAAGUUUAAAGAUCUUCCAUCUCAUGUGUAGUAGUACCUGUAGCCAUGAUAUGUAGUCUAUAAUACUUAACAUGCAGUAAGGUUCUUUCGAUUCUUAUCUUGCAAUAAUGAUAGCUUUAAAUUGUAGCCUCUAUGGUGAUAUAACCUGGCUGUAACUAACCAAAGUUGAAAUUUUGUUGUAAAUAUUGUAUCAUAAAUAUAUGGUUCAGUUAAUACUAAGUAUAUUAAUGUAAAGGUAUCCAAAUACAGAGGGAUAAUAUCCAAAUUUAUUUAAAAUUUCUCAAUCUAAGUAGGAGCAAAUCCACAUAUCUCUUAUGAUACUGUAUUUAUAUUUAUUGUGGCAGGCAAGAUUUUACCCAAAGUUUCGGGAAAAUGGAUGAAGUGAAUAAAAAAGUAACCUUUUCAGCCUUAUCAUCAUUAGCAUAGCAUGCAAAGAAGGCUUGACAGUGUUAUUAUUUCAAAUGGCAAAGGAAUAUAUGUUUCUCAGGUGAGGAAGGCAUUGUUUGGAGUUCAUCAUGGUCUUACUCCCCAAACUUGGAA